This is a messenger RNA of Raphanus sativus (radish), 1877 nucleotides long. RefSeq names its product transcription factor bHLH74-like. The coding region runs from base 627 to 1697 and encodes 356 amino acids. Gene Ontology annotation, biological process: regulation of DNA-templated transcription. The record is from RefSeq and is a predicted model, not a curated record. The transcript has 7 exons. Lineage: Eukaryota; Viridiplantae; Streptophyta; Magnoliopsida; Brassicales; Brassicaceae. Gene Ontology annotation, molecular function: DNA-binding transcription factor activity; protein dimerization activity. Gene Ontology annotation, cellular component: nucleus.
UACAGAAUUUGAUUCUUAUAUUGUACUCUAUCUAUUCAAGGGCACCACAAUCUUGGAGUAUCUAAAACAGAGUUUGUUUCAAUCUUCUUCCAUUUAUUAAUUCCCGUCACAUUAUUGCUUCUCUGAUCCUAACAACUUGAUGCUAUCCAAUGGAGUUGUGUCAAUAUCCUUCAUUUAAAAAUUCAAAGUUCUUGAAGCUGAAGAGAUUAGUUAUGAGACAGUGACUUUGCUCUCUCUCACACUAUUAAAAGCGAAUCUACUUUUGCUUUUCUUUUUUUUUCUUUUCUUGACCAAGCUUCUGUGAGCUGUAACUUAGCUAAAUCCAUUACUUAAUACCACUUUAUGCUCUGAAAGUCCUCAGCUUUCUUUGUCUAUGAUAAGUCUAUUCUUCUCUUUAAAUUAUUUUCUUCUCUUGACUUGAGUAGGAGUAAGCAUUGUAUCCUAGGCCUCUCUUUCCUUAAAGAACCUGUGACUUGCUUCUGCUAACAUUAGAUUUGAUGCUCUCUUGAUUUUUGUUUCUCUUUCCCCACUGUAUAAAAUCUACAAAACUGGUUUUUAAGUUUCCUUGUCAAGAAGUCUUUACAAAGUAGCAAACCUGAGUUUAAAGUUUCUUCCUGAGAGUUGAAAUGGGUGGAGAGAGUAAUGAAGGUGAAAUGGGGUUAAACCAUGGACAUGAUCCCUCAAGAGUUGGAAGUACUACAUCAAUGCCCUUGUAUGCAAAGGCAGAUCCAUUCUUCUCUUCUGCAGAUUGGGAUCCAGUUGUUAAUGUUGGUGGCUUCUCCAGCUCCCAUUACUCUUCAGUGGUGAUGGACAAUCCAGGGAUGAGUUGCUUCACUCAUUACCAACCUGGUUCUGGUUAUCCGGACAUGCCUACAAGUCUUCUUCCUUUUGUUGAUUGUGGAGAUGGUGGUGGUGGUCAUUUUCUUGGUUCAGACAAAAAUGGGGAUAGUGUUGGAAGGUUGAUCAGAGCUGGAGAGUCUCAUGAUCAGGUUUCAGAUGAUGGUGUUCUUGGUGUUUCCCCAAACAGAAAAAGAAGGCAAGCUGAAGCUGAAUCACAACGGAACAAGAAAGCUGUGGAGGAAUAUCGAGAAGACCCUCAAAGGGGAAGUGAUCAGAGCCAGACAAAACACAAAGAUGGUCAGAGUAAAGAGACAAUGAACAAGGAGAGCUCACAGAGUGAAGAAGCACCUAAAGAAAACUAUAUUCAUAUGAGGGCAAGAAGAGGUCAAGCUACUAAUAGUCACAGUCUUGCAGAAAGGGUUAGAAGAGAAAAGAUCAGUGAAAGGAUGAGACUGCUUCAAGAGCUUGUCCCUGGAUGCAACAAGAUCACUGGUAAAGCGGUUAUGCUUGAUGAGAUCAUCAACUAUGUUCAGUCACUGCAACAACAAGUUGAGUUUUUGUCUAUGAAACUGGCAACGGUGAAUCCAGAAAUCAACAUUGACAUAGAUAGGAUUAUCGCCAAAGAUCUUCUGCAAUCUAGAGACAGAAACACUCCUACGCUUGGGCUGAAUCCUUUCACCGGGUUUCAAGGGACGAUACCGAACAUUUCUACCACCACAAAUCCACAAUACAACUCAUUACCUCAGACAGCACUAGAGAGUGAACUACAAAGCCUCUACCAAAUGGGUUUCGUCUCAAACCCAUCGACUAUGUCUAGUUUCUCACCUAAUAACGGUCGAUUGAAACCAGAGCUCUAGUACUUCAAGGAAAAUUUGCAGAGAGUUUGUAUAGAAGAUGGCUUUGUUCCUAAGUAUGAUAUUGUUUUCCCAUCAUUCCAUGUUAUUAUUUUUCUUAUAAACCAGAACGAUUCGAGUUCUCAGUUGUUGUGUUUUUUUCCCUCAACGAAGAAUGCAUUUAUAAAAUAUGGAAUCAGAAUA